AUGAUGAUUAAAAUAAUUUUUAUAAUUUUAAAUUUAAUUUUAAUUUUAAAUCCAAGUUAUGGUUACCAAUAUACAUCUGUUCAAUAUGAAAAACAAGGAUGUGGUGGUCAAAUUGUUGCAAUGCAAGCAUCAACAUUAUGUUCACCAUUAGGUAGAUUCAAGUAUGCAGGUAAUGGAAUUGUUCAAUACACUUAUGCCAAUGAAAUCAAUUCAAUCGAAGAAUGUACUAGUGUUACAGAAUAUAAUGUCAACCAAACUUUAACUGUUUGUCAAAAUGAUUAUUUCAAAUUUUACUUAAAUGAAGAGAAUCCAGUAGCUUUAGCAGAAGGUUUUUGUGGUACUGUUAAAAUGUUUGAUGACAAUUGCGAUUAUUUACAAAUCAAUUCAUAUGUCACUGGUGCUUGUGAAAAAAUUGACAAUGCUGAACAAUGGUAUCGUUAUGUUUGUGAUGGUACUACCGUUAACCGUUACACUUGUACCAAAGAUUGCUCCAAUGCUGAUAAUCUUGGAACCUGUACCCUCGAUCAAGCUUUACCAACAAUUGAAUCUUGCAAAGUUCCAGUUAAAAAAUUAUCUGAUAUCAUUGAUGAUUCAGAAAAAGGCAGUAGCUCCAAUUCAAGUUCCAAAUUAGUUUUCUCUGUAUUUGCAAUUUUAUCAUCAAUUCUUUUAAUUUUAUUCAAUUAA
Messenger RNA from Dictyostelium purpureum, 684 nucleotides. RefSeq lists its product as uncharacterized. NCBI's taxonomy places the organism in Eukaryota, Evosea, Eumycetozoa, Dictyosteliales, Dictyosteliaceae. The coding region runs from base 1 to 684 and encodes 227 amino acids. The record is from RefSeq and is a predicted model, not a curated record. The transcript has a single exon.